Anopheles cruzii is the source of this 1916-nucleotide messenger RNA. RefSeq names its product protein EFR3 homolog cmp44E-like. Gene Ontology annotation, cellular component: plasma membrane. The transcript is spliced from 4 exons. The coding region runs from base 1 to 1746 and encodes 581 amino acids. Lineage: Eukaryota; Metazoa; Arthropoda; Insecta; Diptera; Culicidae. Gene Ontology annotation, biological process: protein localization to plasma membrane. The record is from RefSeq and is a predicted model, not a curated record.
AUGGCCACCCUGAACCAGAGGCACCGGACGGGCCCGCACGUGAAAGUGCGAUCUUCGUGCCGGCCGCUCGACGGAAAGCCGUUCGCCAAGGUGGUGGUGCUGAAGACGUUGAUCAAGAAGUGCACCGAAAUGCAGGCCGAAUGUCAGCGCGUUCCCGCCACGAAGGGACGAUUGCGGAGAUUGAAGGAAGACACGAGCCGUUUUACCGAGGAGCUCCGCCGGGUCGAAGUUCAAGGCCAACACUCGAAGAUUAUUGCCAUCGCGGCGGGCGAGAGCGUCGGUCCGUCGGCACUCGACAUCAUCAACAAUCUGCUGAUGCACCUGAAGACGAGCGUCAGCACGCAGCACGAGUCGGCCUCGGAAGAGACGCAGUACCAGGAGGCGCUGAUCAAUGCGCUCGGUGAGUUCGCCAACCACCAUCCGGAUUAUCAGAAGAUCGAAAUCAUGCUGUUCAUCAUGAACACCGUGCCCGAUCCGUCGAACAAGAGCCGCGGCGAUCAGCUGCUGCAGAACAUUCUGCUGAAAAGCUUGCUCAAGGUCGGCACCCAGUACCGGACGGUGUCGUUCGAGAAGGCGUUCCCCGUGUCGUUCCUGCAGCCGCUACUCAAGAUGGCCCGGGCUGCCUCCAUACCGAUCCGGAUCAUCGUAAUGCAAAUCUUCCAGCAGCUGCUCGAUCGCCACCAGAACCAGCAUCUGCUGAAUGUGAUCGGCGUGAGCAUCUAUCCGACGCUCACGAUCGAGCAACCGUCCCGGUCGGACAUUCUGUUCACGCACAAGUACGGCUCGAACAUUCUGCAGGCGAUCAUCGAGAGCAUGUCGCAGGAGAACCAUCUCGAGGUGCUGAAAUCGUCCUACAACACGAUCGCCCUCGUGAUCGUCGAGAUGGCUUGUGGCGAGACGGUGCAGGAGAUUUUGCUGUUCAUUCUCGGCCUGCAGCAAGUGGCCGUCACGGAGGUGGAACUGUCGCCGAAGCAUCGUUGCAAUCUGCACAGCAUUGCCAUUUCGCUGCUCAUCCUGCUCGGGCGCUGUACGGUCAUCGGUACGCUGGUCGAAUACGCGGAGAAGCUCAUCGAAGCACGGUGCGAAGAGGCCACCUAUCUGUUGCCACCGCUGAUGGACAACGAGAAGGCUGCACCGGGGCCGCUCAACACCAACCAGCCGCACCUGCUGAUCGACAAGCUGGCCGUGGCCGAGUGUCUCCAGCAGGCGGGACUGGAAAACAAUCGCGUUCAGACGGGUACACCGUACGGGCUGAACCAAACGGACCUCCUGACGCAUCGACACUCUUGGGUCGAUACGCACAGUGCGGUCCGGAACAGUGUGGUCGAUUCGAGCUACAACGAAAUCGAAAGCGUUAGCAGCUCGCCCGGCGUCCAGAAGCGAUCGCUCGCCUCGGAGUACAACUUCGAGUCGAUGAAGCGGGUGCUGGCGGAACCGACGGAAGCCACCAAGCGGGAGGCUCGCGAGAAGCAGAUGCAGAUCGGGCGCGCCUUCCGCGAGACGGCGUUCGAGGAUUUGGUGCGCCGGACGGAACCGAAGCACGACGUCAUCCAGAACAAGCUGAACGAAAUCUUCACGGCACUGUCCGUCGAGCGGCAGAUCUCGUGCGGCAUCCAGGCCGGAUCACUGCUGGCCGGCAACGGUGGGUUGAACGGACCGCUGCUGGAUGGGGCCGGUAAACAGAUGGGUAUCGGUGGCCAGCGACCGAUCUACGAGAAUAACUUCCCGGAGCUGUUCUUCUAUUAGGGAGCAGUUGCAGGACUUUACGUUUUUUUGUUAUUUGAAUUCCAGUUCGCUUGGGAGAGGUGUAGGCAAACAUCGCAUCUUGUAUUUAUUAUGACCACGAGAGUUCCGUCUGUUAUCUGGUGCGUGCUAAUGAAUAAUUUAAUAAACUGCUGAUAAGAUAUCAAUUGCAA